AUGUCGAGCCGCUUCGUCUCGGGGGGCACUAUUAGCUCCAGCGGCGAAGUCUCCAAAGACGCACCGGCCAGUGGCAGCACCGCUUCUGCAAAGCCCCUCCACGCCGGGGCUAAGACCAAGGAGUGGGAGGCGGUGCAGCAGGAACUCGAAGCGGACCGGCGCCGGCGCGAGGAGCAGCGUGUCAAGGCGGCGUCCGGCGAGGGUGAACGGAGUCUUUUUGAUAUCCUGGAGGCUAAUAAAGCUGCAAAACAAGCUGCCUUUGAAGAGCAAUCGAAGCUGCGCAACCAGUUCCGCGCGCUGGAUGACGACGAGAUUGAUUUUCUCGACGACGUCCGCGCGGCCAAGCGCGCAGAGGAGGAUCGCGUCCGGCGGGAGACGGAAGAAGGCCUGAAGGCGUUCCGAGAGCGGCAGAAGGGGGGAGGCGAGGCACCAGAUGCUGGCGGCGAGGAUGUAGGCGUCGAAGGCGAGGGCGAGUCGUGGGGCGUGGGAAAGAAGAGGAAGCGUGUCAAGGACCGCGAGGUCAAGGGCGUGAGGAGGAGGGUGAGUAAUGGAGAGGCGGAUAUCGAGAAGAAGGCAGCCAAGGAACAGCCCAUUAAGACUGUGGAGAGCGAGGUAAAGAAGCCGGAGGAGGCUACGAAGCCGCCGGAGAGGAAGGCUCUGGGACUGGUGGGAUAUGGAAGCGACUCAGACGACGACGACUAG
Ilyonectria robusta is the source of this 702-nucleotide messenger RNA. Its product is annotated as N-terminal domain of NEFA-interacting nuclear protein NIP30-domain-containing protein. The transcript has 2 exons. NCBI's taxonomy places the organism in Eukaryota, Fungi, Ascomycota, Sordariomycetes, Hypocreales, Nectriaceae. The record is from RefSeq and is a predicted model, not a curated record. Gene Ontology annotation, cellular component: nucleus. Bases 1 to 702 code for a protein of 233 amino acids.